Episyrphus balteatus (marmalade hoverfly) is the source of this 1686-nucleotide messenger RNA. Its product is annotated as protein C12orf4 homolog. The transcript is spliced from 5 exons. Bases 15 to 1571 code for a protein of 518 amino acids. NCBI's taxonomy places the organism in Eukaryota, Metazoa, Arthropoda, Insecta, Diptera, Syrphidae. Gene Ontology annotation, cellular component: cytoplasm. The record is from RefSeq and is a predicted model, not a curated record.
UAUCAACAGAAAUAAUGGAAGAAACCGAUACAAAAAUUGUAAAUUUUAUUUACAAAUAUAAAAAUUAUGAUGAUUCCGAUCAAGAAAUCUCUCAAAGCAUCACAAUACCUUUUAAAUCAUGCCAACAAGAAAUAGUUUCCACGAUAAUGAAUAAAAUGGAUCCAAUGAUGCGUUAUUUAGAUGCAGACAUUCUUAUCAAAAAAGAAUUGGAAGAAUUUCUAACAAAAGAAAAUCAAAACUUUUACGACGAACGCGAUGAGUUACUUUUGCAAAAAGUUUGCAAUAACGAAAUCGAUAUCGAAGCCAUUGUUAAAGAUACCGAGAAGUUAUACAAAGAGGAACUCAUUCAAUUUGCCGAUCGUAUUGGUCCCUCCGAUGAGGAGAUAUUUGCUCAAAGUUUCCAUCGUCUAUUUCGACUUGAUUCAUCUUCUUUGGAUGUGAUUUUGGCCAAAGAAAAACAACAUGCCAAGGCGAUUGCCGAUAUGGUCAAUCAAAUGGACAAAGAAGUUGACACACUGAAUGCACGUCAACAAGAAGAAAUGGAAUCGAUAAUAAACCAAUUAGAUAUAUCGACAACAUCGGAAGAUGUUAAUAAUCUUUUGGCUCAACAAUAUUCCACUCAGAAUUACAUUCGCAAACGUUAUGAGUCUGAGUUGGAGGCCAAAAGAGGUCACCAGAAGAAUGAGUAUCGGGAAUGGAUAACGAGUCAAGUUAGUAAGAUAUUUUUACCUUCACCACAGGCUUCUUUACAGAUGGGAAACCUGUCUUCGAUGUACAUAUCCCAAAUGCCUUCGAUGGAAGAGAGUUUUACUAUUCAUUUGGGGUCUCAGUUAAAGCACAUGCACAACAUUCGAAUAUUAAGUGCAGAUGUUACUGAUCUGUGCAGUCCUCUCCAUUCCGAUGAAAAUUUAAAUGGUCUUAAUAUGGCACUUGGUUUAUAUUCGAGUUCAUUGUGUGGCGUUGUUGUUCUGACUCCUUCAGUUCAAGCACAGGCAAAUAAAAACAUUGUCAAGAACUCAAAUAUGUCGACUGAAUUCCAUUUUGAUCAAAUUGACAAACAAUUGGAACAAAUCGAAGCUGAUACUAAAGAACUGAAUGGAUCCAAUUCAAGCAGCCCCACCAAAUCCAGUCUGAAGCUUAAGACGGGAGACUUUUUCAUCACAAAGCACUCGAAUCUCUCACAAUCUCAUGUAAUCUUUCAUUUGAUCUCUGAUGAACCGUUUAACAGCCCGAGUGAGAUUAAUUCCAGACAUCCAGUUAUAUUGGGACUGCGUAAUAUCCUUAAAACGGCUAGUCGUCAUGAUGUAACAACACUAACUAUCCCAGCUUUGCUCAGGCAUGAAAUGUCUGAAGAUAUGACAGUUCAAUGGUGCAUGAGAAGAGCUGAGCUUGUAUUCAAGUGCGCUAAGGGAUUUAUGAUUGAAUCGGCUUCUUGGGGUGGAGCAGAAUUAAGCACACUUCAACUAUUAUUACCACAUGAUAUUUCAGAGGAACUAUUUACAACACUUGCAGGAAUGGUGCCGCAUGUAUUUCGAGUCACUAAUCCAAAAAUUUUCGUCGAUGGUAAGUAAGUUAGAAAGUUGAACCCUACACGCAGGUAGUGAUUGAACUUUGAUAAAUAAAUUGUAACCAAUACAUUCUCAUUUAAAAAUAAAAAUUGUUAAAUCCUAAUAAUGUUUGUUAAGG